AUGAACAGUUUUCCACUGUUUGUGGGAGUGCAGACUGGUGCACCCACUGUGGAUAUCAGUAUUGAGAUUCCUCAAAAAACUAGAACUAAAGGUUCCAUUUAUCUCAGCUAUUACCCUUUGGGGUAUCUUCCUAAAAGAAUUGAAAACAUCCUACUGCCGGUAUAUCUGCACACUCAUGUUUACAUCAGCACAGUUUACAACAGGCUUGACGCCAGCAGAUACCAGAACUACUUGGCCUUCACUUUUGCCAUAGAAGAGAUCAACAGGAAUCCUCAUCUUUUACCCAACAUUUCUCUGGGCUAUGAGUUCCAUAAUUCCAUUCACAGUCAUUGGAUGAUGCUAGAGAAUUCCUUCAUUUUGCUCACAGGACAACAUGAGAUCCCUAAUUACAUGUGUGGGACAGAAAGCAAGUGUGCAGCAGUAUUGACAGAAAUGCCAUGGGGAACCUCAGCUCAGAUUGGACCACUGCUGGAGCUCUACAGAUUUCCACAGGUGAGGGAUGAGUUUGGCUCAUUUGAUCCUACACUGACUGACAAUGACCAGUGUCCUUCUCUGCAUCAAGUGGCCCCAAAGGACACUUAUUUGGCCCUCGCCAUGGUGUCCUUGAUGCUUCAUUUCCACUGGACCUGGGUGGGCCUGCUCAUCACAGAAGGCCUUAAAGGUCUUCAGUUUCUCUCAGAUAUAAGAGCUGAGAUGGAUAGGAGCAGAGUCUGUGUAGCCUUUGUGAAAAUGUUGUCCACAGUGGCUGUGUCAUAUAUGUCAGCCAUGAAGAAACAUGACAUCCUGACUGCAGAUACAAUAUCUGCCAAUGUGGUGGUCAUUUACUAUGAUACUGAUAGUCUAACUAAUGUAAACUACAACAUAGUGCAAAACUUAGUGACAUGGAAAGUCUGGGUGACAAACUCACCAUGGCAUGCUGAUAUUUCUGGGAGAGAUUUCGUACUUGAUCCAUUCCACGGGAUUCUUGUCUUUUCACACCAUCAUGAAGAGAUUUCAGGGUUCAAAACUUUUGUACAGGCAGCUACCCCUCUCAAAUACCCAGAGGACACUUACCUCACUAUGUAUUGGUCCAAGAAUUUUGAUUGUUCAUUCUCUGAGUCUGACUGUGCCUUGAAAAACUGUAUACCUACUGCAUCUAUGGCUUGGUUGCCUCUGAAUCGUUUUGACACAGACAUGAGUGAUGGGUGCUAUAAUAUGUACAAUGCUGUGUAUGCUGUGGCCCAUGCCCUCCAUGCGAUGCUUUUUGAAGACGUGCAAAGACCACCAAUGAGAAACAGAAAAGUGGUGAUGUAUCCCCCGUGGAAGCUGCAUCCCUAUCUGAAGAAUAUCCAAUUUAACAAUCCUGCUGGAGACAGAGUGAACUUGGAUGACAGAAGGAAACUGGAUUCAGAGUAUGAUAUUUUCAACUUUUGGAAUUUUCCAGAAGGCCUGAGACAUAAGGCUAAAGUUGGCACAUUUUCUUCACAUGUUCUGCAUGGCCAAAAGUUAUCUUUAUCUGAGAAUGACAUAGAGUGGCCCACAGGAGUUACAGAGACUCCCCACUCAGUAUGCAGUGAAAGUUGCAAUCCUGGAUUUAGAAACUCUCAGGAAGGAAAGGCUUCUUGCUGUUUUGAUUGCACCCCUUGCCCAGAGAAUGAAAUCACCAAUAUUACAGAUAUGGAGCAAUGCUUGGCCUGUCCAGAUCAUCAAUAUGCCAAUGCUCAAGGAAACCACUGUCUGAAAAAAGCUGAAACUUUUCUGGCAUAUGAAGACUCCCUGGGGAAGGCUCUAGCUGGUGCAGCACUGAGUCUCUCUGUUCUCACAGCUGCUCUGCUUGGGCUCUUUGUGAAGCACAGAGACACUCCCAUCGUCAAGGCCAACAACAGAGCUCUCAGCUACACCCUGCUCAUCUCCCUCACCUGCUGUUUCCUCUGCUCCUUGCUCAUCAUUGGCCGGCCCAAAACAGCAUCCUGCAUCCUGCAGCAGACCACAUUUGGAGUUGUGUUCACUGUGGCUGUUUCCACUGUCUUGGUCAAAACAAUUACUGUGGUGCUAGCCUUUAAGGCCACUGCUCCAGGCAGAAGAAUAAAAAGUGUGACAUCAGGGGCCCCUAACUCCAUCAUCCCCAUCUGUACCCUGAUCCAACUCACUCUCUAUGGAAUCUGGAUGGGGACAAAUCCACCCUACAUUGACACAGACCCACACUCUGAACAUGGCCACAUCAUCAUCGUGUGCAACAAGGGCUCCCUCACUGUCUUCUACUGUGUCCUGGGGUAUCUGGACUCCCUGGCCCUGGUGAGCUUCACUGUGGCUUUCCUGGCCAGGAACCUGCCUGACACCUUCAAUGAAGCCAAGUUCCUGACAUUCAGCAUGCUGCUGUUCUGCAGCGUGUGGGUCACCUUCCUGCCCAUGUACCACAGCAGUAAGGGGAAGGCCAUGGUGGCCAUGAAGGUCGUCUCCAUCUUGGCCUCCAGUGCAGGGCUGCUGGGCUGCAUCUUUGCCCCCAAGUGCUACAUUAUUUUGUUAAGGCCAGAGAGAAAUUUUCUUCCAGGUUUCAAAGCUAAAACACAUUCUGGAAGAAAGCAGCUUUCUUAA
Octodon degus (degu) is the source of this 2574-nucleotide messenger RNA. Its product is annotated as vomeronasal type-2 receptor 116-like. Gene Ontology annotation, cellular component: membrane. Gene Ontology annotation, biological process: G protein-coupled receptor signaling pathway. NCBI's taxonomy places the organism in Eukaryota, Metazoa, Chordata, Mammalia, Rodentia, Octodontidae. Gene Ontology annotation, molecular function: G protein-coupled receptor activity. The record is from RefSeq and is a predicted model, not a curated record.